AUGAAGAUUAAUCCGUUGACUAAAAUCAUUAGUUUGGCCACAGUCUUGGCUGCUGGAUUCCUUUUAAUUGUUCUAGCAGGAGCGAUAUAUGGGAACUGGUCUCCAGUGGCAAUUGCACUAGUCUUUGCUUUUGCCCAUCUUCCAAUUGCAAUCAGCAACCAGUUGAAUGUCAAUUUUGAUGAUUUUCUGAACGAAUCUACGGCGUACGCUUUAGAUUUUGGCAAAUUCCUGAGUGCUUUUUUAUUCGUUUCUGGAGUAGCUCUCCCGAUUCUUUUAUUUCAUUCACAUAUUCUUCAAUUUCCCGCCAUGAUACUAACGCUAUCCGGCGGAAUUCUCAUAUACGGAACGGUUUUCACAUUUACAGAAUUCUUUGAUGCCAGAGAGGAUGACGUUUUUGAUGUCUAA
This is a messenger RNA of Komagataella phaffii GS115, 405 nucleotides long. RefSeq names its product Late endosomal protein involved in late endosome to vacuole trafficking. The record is from RefSeq and is a predicted model, not a curated record. Bases 1 to 405 code for a protein of 134 amino acids. The transcript has a single exon. Gene Ontology annotation, biological process: late endosome to vacuole transport via multivesicular body sorting pathway. Gene Ontology annotation, cellular component: endosome; Vps55/Vps68 complex. NCBI's taxonomy places the organism in Eukaryota, Fungi, Ascomycota, Pichiomycetes, Pichiales, Pichiaceae.